Messenger RNA from Capsicum annuum, 1642 nucleotides. RefSeq names its product 36.4 kDa proline-rich protein. The record is from RefSeq and is a predicted model, not a curated record. The transcript has a single exon. Bases 496 to 1437 code for a protein of 313 amino acids. NCBI's taxonomy places the organism in Eukaryota, Viridiplantae, Streptophyta, Magnoliopsida, Solanales, Solanaceae.
UACCAAAUAAUUAUUUUCAGAACGAUAGAAAAGAAGAUCAGAUUUAAUUUCCCUUUCAAGCUUAGCAUUCUAGUAGGAGGAUUCAAUAUCCAAACAAAUUAGGAGAAACUCCAGAAUACAAUAUGUAAUGCACAGUACAUGAAGUGCCUUAAAAUCUGUGCAAAAUGAACACUUUGUGAAAUACAGUACUAAAAGCAACUAUUCACGGACUAUUUAAUCAGUAUUCACGGAUUGGAUGUUGAAGGUUGCAACUUGCAAUGAAAGAACAUAGAUCCAAAGUUUUCAUUUCAAUUGCAACACCUAUCACUUUGGAAUUCCUCCACCUACGUGUUGCUCUCUCACUUCAAUUUCAAGUAAUAACCCUUCACGGGUUACACAUAUAUUCACCUAUAUAAACUAUAGUGUAUAAGAAAAAUCAAGAACAUAAAAGUUUUUUUUUAUAAUGCGUCCACACUUUUAGAACCCCAAAAGAAGAAGAAAAUUGGAGGAGACAUUAUGGGUUCAUCAAAGAUUUCAGCAAUGUUCUACAUGAGUAUGAUUUUCAUGUCAAUAUGUUUGUUACCACCAGCUUAUGCUUCAUCUGGUCAAUGCCCAUGUACUCCUCCUUAUCCACCUUACCAACGACCUAGUCCACCUGGCGCUACUCCGCGUCCUCCACAUCCUCCAAAAUCUCCAGGUCAUCAUCACCCUCAUCCACCUAAGGCUCCCGCUAGACCCCACCCUCCACCAUCGACUCCCCGUCCUCAUCCACCAACCACCAAACCGCCACCUCCUAAGGUUUUGCCACCUAUCGUCUUUCCUCCACCUGUCGUAUCACCUCCGAUCACUCGUCCACCUGGCGUUUCGCCUCCGAUCACUCGUCCACCUGGCAUUUCACCCCCAGUGACUAGACCGCCACCUGGAGUUUUACCACCUAUAGUUAAUCCUCCUGUUGUAAUCCCUCCAAUCACUAGGCCACCUGGCAUCCUACCACCAAUCACAAAGCCACCUGGCAUUCUUCCACCAAUAAUAAACCCUCCCGGAAUUUUUCCACCAAUAACAAAUCCUCCUGGAGGAGGAUUCCCACCACCGUCUAGUGGUGGCGGAUAUCCUCCUUACGCACCUCCCGGUGGCGGCCCACCAGGUGGAGGCGGAGGCGGAGGCAUUCCAGGUAUUGUUCCGCCUCCGCCUGCCACGUGUCCUAUAGAUGCAUUGAAACUUGGACUUUGCCUUGAUGUACUUGGAGGAUUAGUGCAUAUUGGGAUAGGGAAUCCAGUGGAACAUAUAUGCUGCCCAGUGUUACAAGGACUACUAGAGCUAGAAGCUGCUAUUUGUCUAUGCACAACUAUAAGGCUUAAACUUCUAAACCUUAAUAUUUUCCUUCCACUGGCACUUUCAGUUCUUGCAACGUGUGGUUUAACUCCUCCUCCUGGUUUUGUAUGUCCUCCUCUUGUCUGAAUUACUAAGGUUUUUAAUUAUGUUGUUCUUUUGUUGUAGUAUUUUGCAAGGUACGUUAGAGGUAAAAUGCAAAUAAUUACGAGUUCCCUAGUCUUGUUUUUAAUUUCUCUAGGUGUAAACGAUAUGAUCCUAAGAGAAUUGUGUCUUUGUUAUGUUUUGUAUUUCGCUCCUGCAUAAAUUGAAUUCAAGAACUUGAUAAUAUUAA